Molecule: messenger RNA, 2048 nt
Organism: Vicia villosa (hairy vetch)
Lineage: Eukaryota; Viridiplantae; Streptophyta; Magnoliopsida; Fabales; Fabaceae
Exons: 2
Coding region: 511-1590 (359 amino acids)
Source: RefSeq, a predicted model, not a curated record
UUUCUCAACAUUGAAACAAUACUCUCACUCUCACUCUCAGUGCCUCAACUCCUCUCAUUUCUCGCUUCUCAACUCCACUAUCCACGGUCCAUCACCAUCCACACCACCCGUCGGCUUCCGCUAACUGUUCUAUUUUGGGCACAAAAGUAAUAAUGAAGAGUAAAAAAAUUGAUUCUUUUUUCAAGAGGAAAGAAAGAGAUGACGAAAAUUUGACAUCUAUUUCUGAACCUCGAAGAGUUCUUGAGAAUCCAAGAAUUGAAGAAAAUGCUAACAGAGUUUGUUCGGAUGACAUUGAGAAUUCUUUAGAACGUGAUCCUGGAAAACGUGCUCCAAUGUGGAAAUACCCAUUAAAUCAAAUGGAUGAAGUACGAAGAGCUUAUUUGAAAUGGGGUCCAUAUCAAAUGCAUUUAGAGCAAUAUCCAUUGUCUGGUAACUAAGAUCAUCAAAGAAGAUUUCAAUACACUUGGUUUAGCCUUUUUCCUUCAUGGUUAGAAUAUUCACCUUUAGAAGAUGCUGUUUAUUGUUUACCAUGUUAUCUUUUUAGCAAAAGACCAAGUGGACGUCCAGGUUCAGAUGUCUUUAUUUCUUGUUUUGAGAUUUGUUGAUAAAGAAGGUUUUAUACAAGAGAGAUUUUUUGGCCUUGCACGUGUUAAUGACACAACAUCUUUAACUCUUAAGCAAAAGGUAUAUGACAUACUUUCUCUACACAACCUUGAUGUCUCUAACAUUCGUGGUCAAAGGUAUGAUGGUGCUAGCAAUAUAAGAGGAGAAUGGAAUGGUUUACAAGCACUAUUUAUGAAGGAUUGUCCUUUUGAAUAUUAUGUUCAUUGUUUUGCUCAUCGAUUGCAACUUGCUUUAGUUACUGCAUCAAGGGAAGUUAAACCAAUUCAUCAAUUCUUUGAUAAACUAACUCUUAUUGUGAAUGUUGUUUUUUCUUCUACAAAGCGACAUGAUGAGUUACAAGCUUCCCAAUUAGAUGAAAUUGAACAUUUGUUAGAGAUUGGUGAAAUUGUAACAGGUAAAGGUGAAAAUCAAAUUGGUACUUUGAGACGGGCUGGAGAUACUCGUUGGGGAUCACACUUAUCUUCUAUUAGUAGCUUGAUAGCAAUGUAUGAAGCAACAUGUACUGUUUCAAAAAAAUUUGCAAAGGAAGGAUUAAGCUAUGCUUCACAUGGAGAUGCUGAUAGUGCUUACAAUUACUUGAAAUCAUUUGAUUUUAUAUUCAUAUUGCAUCUGAUGAAAGAAAUUAUAGGUGUCACAAAUAUGCUUUGCCAAGCCUUACAACAACAAUCUCAGGAUGUAGUUAAUGUUAUGAAUUUGGUUUGUGCAAUAAAAACUCUUAUUCAAGAAUUGAAAGAAGAUGGUUGGGAUAAAUUGUUUAGUUAUGUGAAGUCUUUUUGUGAAAAACAUGAUAUUGAGAUUCCUGAGCUUGAUGAUGUUCACUCAACAACAAGAUUUGGGCGCUCUCGUCUUGAAGAGAACAAGGUAACCAUUGAGCAUUACUUUAGAGUUGAAAUAUUUUUCACUACGAUUGAUAAACAAUUACAAGAGUUGAAUAGUAGAUUUAGUGAGCAAGCGAUUGGUUUGUGAACUCUAAGUUGUGCUUUGUCUCCGAAGGAUAAUUACAAGGCUUUUAACUUUGAUAAUAUUUGCACUCUAGUUGAAAAAUAUUAUCCUAUGGACUUCAAUGAGCAAGAGGGGAUUAAUUUGCAAUUUCAACUUCGACAUUUUAUUAUUGACGCUCGCCAAGCAUCGAGUUUGAAUAAUUUAUCGACUAUUCAAGACUUAUGUUCAUCUUUGGUUGCAACGGGAAAGAAUGAAAUUUAUUAAUUAAUUGAUAGACUGCUUCGCCUUUUCAUGACUCUACCGGUAUCUACAGCCACUACUGAAAGAUCUUUCUCGGCAAUGAAAAUUAUCAAGACAAGAUUGAGAAGCAAAAUGGAAGCUGAUUUUCUAGGAGAUAGCAUGACGGUUAACAUUGAAAGAGAAAUUGCUGCAUAUAUUGAUUCUGAGACUAUUAUUGAUGAUUUCAAGCUACUAAAAAACCG